UUUUUCACAACCCGGUCCAUUAAUGUUGAUAUGCUAUUCGGGCCUAAUCACAGGCUAUACUUUAUUCGGAUCGGAGAGAGAAUAUCCUAUCGGGUCGGGUAAUAACCCACAGUAGGUCCCGCUUUUGCGUUCCAUCUUCACCGCCAUUGAAACACAAAUUUACAACACAAAGAAAGCACGCACGCUCCAAUAACAAACUGUGAUUCUGAUUAUCCUUGGAAGCAAACAAAAAUGGGCGGUGGGAGUCGAAGAGGAAGAGGUAGAGGAAGAUCCAACACCAGCGGCAGCGGUAGUGGUGGUAACCCUAAAAGUCGCAAAAGAGGUUCACUCGCUAGAGAAUCACUUUUCAUCGAAGGUGGAUUCUUAUCCGAUUGGUCUCCUUCCUCCUCCAACCGCAAUUCAGGUAGAAGUGGUGGUUCCAAUAACAAAUCUGGGAGUCUACGUAGAGAAGAAUCCUCUGGUUCUAAAAGUGUAUUUGCAAAAUCUUUGGGGAAUACUAUUGGAUUCAAUUAUUCUUCACUUCAUGUUCAGGAGGUCUCGCGUGUUAGGAUUGGGAACAACAAUGAAGAUAGUAAUUUGAAGCAGCCGGUCCAACCUUUUGUUUUGGUGGAUUCCCAGAAGAAUAAAAUUGUUGCUCACGAAGAUCAGACACCUCCUUCAAAGCAGAACAGUGUGGAAUAUACCUACGGUUAUGGUGAUUUUGUUUUGGGAGGUAGCUCUCAUAGAGGACUAGGUUUCGCUGCUGAAGAUGAACAUGAGGAAACUCCAAGCGGCAUUGGCACAUCAUCUGAACAGAUGCUACAAUCAACCCCAGUUUUAGAUUCAUCAUCCUUUGAAAAAGAUGUUGGUUCUGAUAAGGGCAUCAAUUGUGAGUUAAACAAUCAGAUGGACGAAGACUUGCCAUCAAAUUUGUCUUCUAGGAAAAAUUCAGGGUUUCUUUCCAUCGGAGGUCUUAAGUUAUACACCGAGGACAUUUCAGAUAUUGAAAGUGAAGAAAAUGACAUUGAAGAGUCAUCUGAUGAGGAUGGGUCUUCUGAGCAAGACGAUAGCAAUUAUUCUGAAGACAUGUCUGACAGUGAUUCAGACAUUGAUGAAGAGGUUGCUGAAGAUUAUUUGGAAGGAGUUGGUGGUAGUGAAAACAUCAUUGAUGCAAAAUGGUUGCUAGACCCUGUUUUGGAUGAGUCUGAUGAUGAUAGUUCUUCCAGCGGCAGCUAUGGUGAGGCUUUGGAGAAGUUGGGUGGCAUUUCCCUUCAAGAAGCCUCAAGGGAAUAUGGCAUGAAGAAAGCCCAACCAUGGAGGAAACGAUCUGUAAAGAAGGCUGUUCCUUUUUCUCUGGACGACCUAAUGCUAGAAAAUGAUCCAAGAACUAUUUUUGCUAAAAAGAUGCAUCUUACUCGGUGUCCUCAGAAGAGUAAAGCCUCCAAAAGAAUUCAUGGUGAAAAAAAGAAAUUUCGUAAAGAAAGGAUUGCUGUCAAGCGUAGAGAGAGAAUGCUACACCGCGGUGUUGAUCUUGAGAAAAUUAAUUCGAAACUACAACAGAUUGUUUUGGAGGAAGUGGACAUGUUCUCUUUUCAGCCUAUGCAUUCUCGGGAUUGCUCACAGGUGCAGCGGUUGGCAGGAGUUUAUCAGUUGCGUAGUAGCAGCCAAGCUGCUGGGAAAAGAAGAUUUGUGACUGUGAUGCGAACACAUUCUACAUCAAUGCCAUCUCCAAGUGGUAGACAGCGCCUGGAAAAGUUGUUAGGAGUUGAUGAUGAGGAAGCUGAUUUUUCUGUAAUGGAUCCUAUGAACAACAAGUCGGUGAGUGCAGACAGAAGAAGACUGAGAAAGAAAAAUGCUAAAAGGAAUGAUUUUAGACUGCAAGAACUUCAAUCUGGCCAGAGCAAGACACCAAAGAACUCAGCCAGCAGAGGCAGCAGUAGAGUGAAGGACAAAAAAGGGAGCGGACAAAAAAGUUCAUAUGCUGAUCAGCCACUGUCAUUUGUAUCAAGUGGCACAAUCCACCCAGAAACUGUACAGGUUAUAGCUGUUGAUUCUGAAGAGACUGAUAGUGCAACUAAGAAGGGUGCCACCAGCUCAGCUAAUGCUGAUAUAGGUUCUUUUGAGGUACACACUACUGGUUUUGGUUCAAAAAUGAUGGCUAAAAUGGGAUUCACUGAAGGAGGAGGAUUGGGGAAAAAUGGUCAAGGUAUAGCACAACCCAUUGAGGUUAUCCAAAGGCCCAAAUCACUUGGUUUGGGUGUGGAAUUCUCUAGCAACGUUGAUGAGCCAUCACCUAGGGACAAGGCUUUGAGUAUUGGUACUUCUGAAAAGCGUGCCAAAAGCUUUUCAAGAAUAGGUUCUUAUGAAAAACAUACAAAAGGCUCUUCAAGUUUUGGUUCCUUUGAAAAGCAUACGAAAGGGUCUUCAACUUCAGGUGUUGGUUCUUUUGAAAAGCAUACAAAAGGGUUUGGAUCGAAGAUGAUGGCAAAGAUGGGGUUUGUUGAAGGUUCUGGAUUGGGAAGAGAAUCACAAGGCAUUACUGCUCCACUGGGUGCUGUUAGGUUACCAAAGUCACGAGGACUGGGCGCCAAAGGUUAAUUUAGAUGUCACUGUUCUAAAUACCGGUCGUCGACCCAGUCAGAGCAUUAAGUCGGUGGUCGGACUGGAGGGUCACUUACUGAACCGCAUGACGAGAGGGUCAUGUGUUUCCUAUACGUUCCUUUCUAAUUGUUUAUUAUUGCCCUAAAUAUUAAUGAUUCUGCAUUGUAAUUUAGCGUAACUGUGAUUGUCUAAAGAUCACUGUUAUAAUUAUCUAGUUUAAUUGCUUGUAGUUUUAUAAUUGUAGAAACAAAAUAAGAUAACUCGGUCCUACUUCUAUGGAGGACAUGUAGUUAUGUUUUAGAUUUUAAGAUACCUGCUACAUUGAAUCUGAAUUCUGACCAACUAUUGAAUGAACUCGUUGAGUUUUAUGUUUCUGUA
Messenger RNA from Trifolium pratense (red clover), 2958 nucleotides. RefSeq lists its product as uncharacterized. The record is from RefSeq and is a predicted model, not a curated record. Gene Ontology annotation, molecular function: nucleic acid binding. Lineage: Eukaryota; Viridiplantae; Streptophyta; Magnoliopsida; Fabales; Fabaceae. The coding region runs from base 232 to 2577 and encodes 781 amino acids. The transcript has 8 exons.